AUGUCUCAGCAGCUCAUUCGUGACGUUGGGAUCACCUACGGAGAUGAAGCGCUCGUUUCGUUCUAUGUUGAGCUGUUGCGUUAUGGUCUAGCACUCGCUGUUCUUUGCAACCGAAGCGCUCAUCAUCUUCCGCUCGGAGUCGGACUCUCUCUCUAUGUUCUGCUUCGGUUUGUCCAAGAUAUUCUGGAGCUUGGUGAUAAGUCGUUGUCUGAAUGGCGCACAUUGGGCAGCAUCGGCGUUAUGAAAAGCAUGACUGCUGAAAUGCCAGAUUCGACUAAUAUGGCCCGCGCAUGGGCAUCUGUCCCUCUUGCCUGGUCCAGCGGUACCACACUUGGGUCGCUCAUAGGCGGAGAACUUGCACGACCUGCGGAUAGGUUCCCUAGUAUCUUUGGGGGUUCUGAAAUAACCUUCUAUCUUGCCGUGCGCGGUCCCUGCUACUGUCUCAGCGUUGGCAUGGUUUGUCGUUGUUCUUUACUUGAAGAGCCGUUGGCCUUUGCCAAGCUUCAUGACGUCAUGGGUCCGAAACAACUUUGGCUGUUCUCUGUGGCUUGCGGCACCAUUGCUGCGAGGUCCUCCACUGUGCGACAAAGUAGCGAUGCCAUUGGAGAGGAGCUCACCCGCCCCGUCGAGCUCAAGGAUACGAGUUGGGUUUCGCGACGGAGCAUGCGUCGAUGA
This is a messenger RNA of Suillus clintonianus, 675 nucleotides long. RefSeq lists its product as uncharacterized. Lineage: Eukaryota; Fungi; Basidiomycota; Agaricomycetes; Boletales; Suillaceae. The coding region runs from base 1 to 675 and encodes 224 amino acids. The record is from RefSeq and is a predicted model, not a curated record. The transcript has 6 exons.